AUGAUCACUCUCCUACAUCCAUACAGGAAGGCCGGCCAUCGUUACUCGAGGUGCCAAGUGCCAAGUGCCAAGCCGAGAUUGGCAAAGCUUGUCCCGAUUAAGAAGGCACCCCCAUAUACUGGGCCCACCCGACCGCUGAUCGCCUCCCUUCCGGCCACCAAUGCUGGGAGAUGUGCCAGUUCUGAGGUCAACAUGCAGCGCCAGAUGUGGCGGUCGACAGCCGCCGGCACGGGAACACAAACACGAACAUGGACACCGACAUCGUACCGACAUCGAUACCGCCACCGACAGACUCAGACGUCGUGUCUCAAGCUCAAGCUCAAGCUCAAGUCCAACCUAGUCAAGAUGUUGGGAGCCUCGAUCCUGUUGACCGUGGCCAUCGCGGUCCAGUUCCAGUCCAUCUGGGCCAGCCCGGUCAAGACGAUUGCGGUCAGGACCGCGUAUGCCGUGAAGGAGAAGCACCGGGUGCCCACCAGAUGGACCAAGCUGGCCCGGGCACCGGCCGAUGCCGUGUUGAAGCUGCAGAUUGGGGUGAAGCAGUCGAACUUUGGCGAGUUGGAGCGUCAUCUGAACGAGGUCUCGGACCCAGACCACCAUCGAUAUGGCAAGCAUCUGACCCACGACGAGGUCAACGAGCUGAUCAAACCCUCGGAUGAGUCCCUCCAUCUGCUACACGAGUGGUUGGCAGCCAACGGCAUCGUCUACGUCUCAUACAGCCCGGCCCAGGACUGGAUCAACAUCCAAAUCAACGUCCGCACCGCCGAGCGACUCCUCGAUGCCGAGUAUCACACGUUCAAGCACGAGGAUGGAACCGAGAUCGUCCGUGCUCCGACUUGGUCUCUCCCCGAGCAUCUCCACGGGCACGUCGAUGCGAUUCAACCCACUACCUCCUUCAUGCGCGCCAUGAAGCGCGAGGAAGUGGCCGUCGCGGCUGAGACUAUCCCAUGGCCAUACCCAGGAAUCAACGAGGCCCGUUCCCCAGCGUUGAGAAAGGUCUGCACCAUAAACGGUACCACGCCCGACUGUUUUGCGACCCUGUACCAGACCAAAGGGUACAAGCAAAAGGCUGCUGGCAAGAACCAAAUCGGCUUCAACAACUUCCUCGCGGAGGUACCCAUUCGCCCGGAUACCAAGAAGUUCUUGUCGAUCUAUAAGCCAGAAGCCGUCAGCGGGGCAGACUCCUUCAAGUUCGUCAGCAUCGAUGACGGCCCACAACAAAACGGCUCCUUGACCCCCGCGCAACUCGCCGAUGGUGCUUCGGUCGAGGCCAAUCUCGACGUCCAAACGAUCAUCGGGAUGACCUACCCAAUGCCUGUCACCGCCUACACUACAGGCGGCGAGCCUCCGAUGAUCCCAGACGAGGCCGCGGGAGAUCCUCCUGGAAACGAGCCCUACCUCGCCUGGAUCAACCACGUUCUGGCCCAGGAGACCCUCCCCCAGGUCAUCUCAACCUCCUACGGCGACGACGAGCAGACCGUGCCCCUCGACUACGCCAAGCGAGUCUGCAAUGGCUUCGCCCAGCUCGGCGCCCGCGGCAUCUCGAUGCUCUUCUCCUCCGGCGACGGAGGCGCGGGAAGUAUUGCGGGCAAUAACGCCUCGGCCUGCAUCUCGAACGACGGAGACGCGACGUUCAAAUUCCUCGCCUCCUUCCCCCCCUCCUGCCCCUACGUCACAGCCGUAGGCGCAACCCAAGGUUUCGAGCCCGAGACGUCCUGUUCUCGCCCCGCAAACGGCUACGGCCCCGAUGGCAAGACGCAUGGCUACUACGCGUCGGGCUCCGGCUUCUCUGAGUAUUUCAAGCGGCCCUCCUACCAGGACGCCGUCGUGCCCGCCUACGUCCGGAACAUGCAGGGCGAGCACCGGGGCCUCUUCAACCCGGCGGGCCGGGCCUACCCGGACCUCGCGGCCCAGGGCCUGUACUUCAAGUACGUGUGGAACGACACGGUCAAGAUCGUGUCCGGCACGUCCGCCUCCUGCCCGCUGAUGGCCGGCGUGCUGGGCUUGGUGAACGACGCGCGGAUCAGCAAGGGGAGGACGCCGAUGGGCUUCCUCAACCCCUGGCUGUACAAGAAGGGCUACAAGGCCUUUACGGAUAUCACGACGGGCUACAACGGCGGUUGCAACACCACCGGUUUCCCGACCACCACGGGCUGGGAUGCCGUCACGGGCUUCGGCACCCCGAUCUUUCCCAAGAUGCUGGCGGAAGCUGGGUGCGCGUAG
Molecule: messenger RNA, 2220 nt
Organism: Drepanopeziza brunnea f. sp. 'multigermtubi' MB_m1
Lineage: Eukaryota; Fungi; Ascomycota; Leotiomycetes; Helotiales; Drepanopezizaceae
Biological process (GO): proteolysis
Molecular function (GO): tripeptidyl-peptidase activity; serine-type endopeptidase activity
Source: RefSeq, a predicted model, not a curated record